AUGGAUAUCAAAACAGUGCUCCAAGAUCUUCGUGAAGAAGUGUCAUGUCCUUUGUGCACUAGCAUAUACACGGAUCCAAAACAGCUUCAAUGUUUACACAAUUUCUGUCUGCAAUGCUUGAAGCAGUGGCACGGAACAAGCCGUGGCCAAGACACAAUCAAAUGUCCGAAAUGUCAAGCACUAAACAAACUGCCGGAAAGUGGUGAUUUGAAAGAUCUACCGACCAGUUUUUACCUGAACGGCCUGAUUGAUGUGUUUGCCAUUAAAGAAUGUAAAAAAAGCCGAGUACCGUGUGGAAAUUGUGAAAAUAAAAGCUCUAAGACAUCUUAUUGUUUCCAAUGUUGCAUAUUUUUUUGCAAAGAAUGCGUCAUUGGACACAACAGCAUGCAAAUCAACAAAGAUCACCGCGUUCUGGCGCUUAAAGAUUUUAAAGAAAAGGACUUUGAGGAUGUGAUUAAACGACCCAUGUACUGCUCGAAACAGUGGCAUGAGAAAGAAGAACUGAAAUACUUCUGCAAGAAUUGUACUACGGCAGCUUGCCAAAGCUGUUCCUUGAUAGAUCAUGCGGGUCACGCCCUAGUGCACCUUGACGAAGAAGCUGAAAAACAAAAGAUGGAAAUGAAAUCACUGAUAGAAACAAAGAUGAGUGAUUUACAAAAAAAACUAAAUAUUUUAGGACAACUCGACAAGGAUUACGCAAAAGUGAUACAAAGAGGAGAAGACUUGAAGCGAGAAGUACAGGAGUUUGUGGACAAUUUGCUUGAAACUGUUGAAGCGAAGAAACAAGCCAUUUUUGAAGCAGUGGAGAGAGAAACGAGAAAAUCGCUCGAAAUUAUUAUGGGGCAAAAGACGGAGUUCGAACGUCAAAUUGAGUUAAUCGAAUCAUCGUUGGAGAAAGCUAAUAAAUUGAUGAUACGAAGCACAAACGCCGAAGUCGUUCGACUAAUAAAAUCACUGAAGACAAUAUUUCAGCGGGAUGAUCGAGAGCAACGGGUGGUCCACCCCCUUAACAAGCCUCCUUUGCCAGCUUUUGUGAAAAAUCAAGAGCUGUUGAACUCUUUUGAGGGCGAAGGAAUUGGAUCUUUGCGAGUAAGACACCAAACAAAAGCAAGUCAGUCGGUUACUGUGGGUAAAGGGCUUGAAGAAGAAACUGCUAACCAUAUAGCGCAGUUUACUUUGAUUACAAGAGACGCCGAAGGAAGACAGUGUUACAAUGAACAUGAUCACGUAACGGUGGAGAUCAUGGACGAACAAGGACGAGAAUGCAUGACGGAAGUGCAAAUAAAUGACAAUAAAGAUGGACUCUAUCAGAUCAGCUGUUCUCCCAGAGAUUUAGAAAGGUUUAAAGUAACAGUAAAGGUAAACGGAGAACAUGUUGAAAACGGCCCCUUUACUAAAAUAGAAAAACGAUUUCAGUUCAAAGCUGUGUCGUCUUUCGGCGAAGAAGGUUCUUCCGUAGGAAAGUGUAGUUCUCCUUGGGGGGUAGCAGUUAAUUCCAGGGAUGAAAUAGCUGUAACUGAUUUUAACAACCACAGAGUUCAAAUUUUUGAUAAGAAUGGAAAUUACUUAAAGUCAUUUGGUAGGGAAGGUGACAAGGUGGGAGGGUUUAAAUAUCCGAUAGGAAUAGCAUUUCAUAAUAAUGGUAAUAUUCUCGUGGUAGACCAUGGUAACCACAGAAUCAGGAUUUAUAAUGAGACGGGUCAGUACGUGAGCAGUUUUGGUGAGAAAGGAAUCCGUGAUAGUCAGCUUAAUUCUCCUAUGGGCUUAUCGGUAGACAGUGAUGGAAACAUUAUUGUUGCUGAUACAGGCAACAAAAUAAUUAAGGUCUUUUCUUCUAAUGGCACGUUUUUAAUGAAGAUAGGUGGACAAGGGGCUUUUACUUGUCCUAUCCACUGUGUCCAGUACAAAACAUAUCUCAUAGUGUCGGACCAAAAUGAACAUUGUAUUAAAGUUUAUGACAGGAAUGGAAACUUUAAGUACAAGUUUGGAAAGAGGGGUGGAGGGGAUGGGGAGUUAAAUCAUCCCGCAUUUUUGUCUGUGAACAAGUCAGGACACCUGAUGGUAUGUGACGCAAAUAAUAACAGGGUACAGGAGUUUGAACCGAAUGGAAGAUUUUUCAGUAAGUUUGGAACUAUAGGUGGCGAUUUAGGAGAAUUCAAUCAUCCAACUUCUUCAGCGGUUCUUGCUACUGGGCAAAUUGUUAUCGCUGAUAUGGGUAACAAUCGCAUUCAGAUAUUUGAGUAAACUAUAAUAUUUAUAAAAAAUAGGCAUGCGUAGCAGGGAAGAGUUUUUUGUUUGGCUGGGAAGGUUGAGAUAGGACACUUUGUGUACCUAGUGUUUUUAUUUCUGUAACAGAAAAAGAGCAUAUUUUUGAAACGGACGAAAAUAUCGCAUUACUUCACUUUAAAAGAAAAAAAAACCUAAUGUAUUUGAACUCACACAGGUAUUUUGUGGUCUAUUAUCUCUAUUGUCUAAAUAUUCUAAGCAAAAAUAAAAUGAAUCGGUGCCACAAUUGCUGUUGUCUACUUCGCGGUAUUGGAGAUAGAGUGCGUUGCGUGACGAGACCAAAUAGCGGUUGCCAAAAGGCCCACGCUUACUGCCGUUCCUCUAACGGAGAGAACAUCAAAAUUAUUCGUCUACAGUUAGUUAUCUCAAAGAUAAAAUUCCUGAAAAUUUUACUACGGAAAGCAAACUGAAACUCUGUUUUAUCUCCAAUAGACCCUAACCAAAGAUAAAUUGCGAUUUAGACAUAAGUGAAGAUACAUUAAACAAGAGAAAAGGAUAAUAUUUCGAAGAGGGCUCGUUGAUUGUUGUUGCCUAUCUGGACUUUGCCCUCUGUGAAAUACGUGAUAAAAGGCAGGUUGUUUACAGGGAAUUAAUACGCGAUUGGGUCCAAGCCCAAGGUCGCUAGAAGCGAAUUGUAUUCGUAGAAAAAUACAAAACGCGAGAGAAUUGCGUGGAAAAUUCACUAUCAGUAGCAUUUAGUUCCAUGUGAAUCUAUCUCAGUAAGGUUGGACAAUGCGGAUAGAAAACAUAAUAAAAUGCAGGUUUUUUUUGCAAGGAAAUGACACGUAGUAGGGCGAAGGCUGAUGUGGCAAAAUGGAAUUUGAUAAGGGGAAUACAAAUUGCGUAAUGUCUAUGUAGUGAAAUGAUCGGGUAUGUUCUGAUUGGACUUCGGACGUUGUUUUCAAGGAACGUAAUGGAAUGUAAGUUGUUUGGCGUGUGCGUUGUGAGUUAAGGAGCCAAAAAAACACGCUGGAAGAUAUCCAAAUGCUGUGAUAUGAUUGGUGCGAGAUACAUACCCUAAUGCAGCAAUCUGAUUGGCGCGAGAUACGCACUCUAUAAAAAACAAAUAUAUACUAUAUAAACAAAGCCAGAAUUUUUCAUUGCAACCCAUAGAUUACAUCAAAACAACGAAAAAUAGAUGGUAAAAACCUCCAUCCUUUAGUGUCUUAAUUGGUUUCUAUAUCCAGCCCUUACAUCGUAAAAAAAAAAUGGUAAAACGUAACCAAGCUCUAUAUAAAAAAAAAACACCAAACAAGGGAAAGAAUUCUCUUGAAAAAGAAUACAGAUGGCCGGACAUGACGAACAUUAACACAGAUUCUGAACGACAAACCUCGAAAACUUAGUUGAAAGAUGAAUGAGCAAUAAUAUCACUCCCUUUACAUUUAGUGGUUUUGAUUCUUACCUGCCAAUUUCAAUAAGAGAUGCUAACUAACGCAAAGUGUUGAAAGUCUCUGCAAACCUCCAGGGCCACCCUGAGAUUGCAGCAAUUGGUUAGAAGUAUCCUCAAUUAUGGCGUGAGUGGCGGCUCUGGGCCAGCAGCGAAAAAAGGCUCUUAAAUCCACGAUAGUUAUCUCCCAGCCUUGGGUUUUCGCAAUUUUUUCCGUUACACUGCGUCACCUCUGCCUUAAUCCGUACAUCUGCCUUUGCACGAUGACUCUGAGCGCAUCGGGAUUUUCUAGUUUGUUCAAACACUCAACAAUUUUAAUAACAGUGUUCUUGCACCGCGUCAGCAGGAUGGAAAAUUGUCUCAUACCUCACCAUCCUCAACCUUGAUUGCUGGUCCAGUUGACAACUUUUCCACGUAGUAACUAGCUAUCUCAAAGCUUAACUCAUAUAGUUCCUGUAGUAGGACACCUACUGUCCGAUGGCCAAUUUCCUUCUUACUGAGAGGCAGCUGUUCACCAGCUUUGUACUUUAACAGAGGUAUACAGCAAAAGGAAGUAAAGUUGAGUGUUCUGACCCGCAAUUUUCUUGACUAUUGAAUUCUCGAGCGCUCUAAUGAACGCCCAGUAUUCGACUGCGUUUCCACUGAUGCCAAAAUCAUUUGGCUUAGCAAGAGUUAGCACCAUUGUGAUGUCGGUGGAUCAAAGCUUGCAGUCUUGGUUGUUUAAGAACUGAGCUUUUCACAAUUGCUGAGUUAGUGCGUCAUUCCGUGUAGGAUCUGCGCAAAAAGAACCAUAAACAAACCCAUAACACUCUGAUUUCACAACGGUUGGAGGAAAGGUGGGUAAUUUUGCAAUCAGCGAGUUACAGUGAAGCGGAGCAACUGCAUUUGCAUCUGAUCUGGAAAAGCCUGUAGCACCCGGAAAAUUAGGCGGGGUUAAAUUUUUCUCUGCGGCACUUUCUUGUUGAGCGCCUUCGUCUGUAUUGCCUUUGUCAUUUGGCAAAGCAUCGGUAGUUAGGUGUCGCUGCACCUUAAAUCUGAAUGAAACAGUAUUGUUACAUUCGGCUGCCGAAUCUUCAAAAGUGUUUCCGGCUACGAUGUACACACGUUCUUCAGCUUGGGCUUUAGCGAUUUCUAUUUUGAGCUCUGAAGCUCUUUUUUUUAACUUUAGGAACGAGAUCUUCCAUCUGUAACGCUUGACGAUUUUCCAGGCUUGUGGCCUCUACUUCUCUUCUUAGAGCUCGCAGAGGUGAUUUAUAAUGGUAAUAGGACCAAGUGGAGUCCAAUCUGGUCUGUAAUCAUGAGAGUUAUUUACAAAAUCGGACGACUGCAAAGCGGGAGUCUGAUUUGUCAAUCACGAGUCCUGUUACCAAUUUAUUAUAACCGUUACAACUUCGAAAAAAAAAAUUUAGGACAAACAUCUCCGGUAGAAAGAAAGUCUCCAGCAAAAUAUUUCCUCCAUUUUGGAAAUUCCCCAUUUAAUUUCAGGAUUAUUGGUUGUUGCUAUGGUUAUUAAUUCUGUGAUUGGUGGAUUUAGCUGAUAUAUGAUUGGCUGCUUCAACUGUUCGACUACAGGUGUCCAAUAACAGUCAACUGUCCGACUACGCUGCCUGAUUACAACUGUACAGAAUGAUUAGUGUAUAAUAAAGCCGCAAACGCAACAAUCACGUUGAGGAAAUUGUAAUGGUUAUGAUUAGUCCAAUAAUAAUAUACAUGCAAAAAUUUCAGCUUGUUUAUUGGCCCUGCUCAUUGCUCAAACAUAAGGAUCCGACUACUGGCGACUCAUUCAUUACAGCGAUAGAAAUACUGAUCUGCUGAUUGCGAUAUGACAAACUUAUUAUGCCAUAACCAUUAAAUAACCGAGCAUAAACCAAAACAAAGCAUUAAUACAAAGUAAACAGAUAAAAUGUUUCGACACUAAAAGAAGGUAUCAGCUUGCAAAAUCCUUCCCAAAGAUAUACAUUUCCUUUCUCCUGUUAAAUGUUAAUGAAUUUUUUUCGUUAGUGCAGUCCACUUAAUUUAUUGUCAAAGAAAGACACGAAGACAAAAUCACUGCUGAUCAAUUCACAUGCACGCUUCAAUUAAUGUAAGACACGAGCCUCAAAAACGGGUCAAAGAGCAAGGUCGCCUGAAUAAAUCUCAGCUUGCCAAUUUAAGAUCUUCUUUUUGACAAAUAAGUUCAAACGAAACGAUGGUGGAAUGCAAUCGUCGGCACAGUCCUUGGCAACUAGUUCCUGUCUUUCAAAAUACGAUGGAUAUUGGAUUAAGGAGACAACAAAAUUUGCUACCGGAGCGUCGAAGCAAUGUAUGAAAUCUGGCCCUAGAAACUUUCCUUCGUUGGAAGGCAUCGUAGGAAAGAAAUUACAUCUAAACAAAAGGCCUUCCUUUAGUAAACAUUAGCGGGCUUCAAUGGCAAAUGUGCUUCUUUAACCGAAACUUUCAAGGAAAUAGCUUGACUAGUAACGAUCAAUUCUGCGGAUCCAUACUUGUUAAAGAAGUUCUGUGGAUUAUUUUACAUUUUUUAGCUGUUUGAGAAGAUUUCUGCGUUUGAAAUAUCACUCCUUUUGAUCUUGUAAGGCAAACAUUUUUUUUUUAAUAUGGACACAGCCGAAAACUUCUCUGAAGUACUACUAUUUAUACUUCUGUCAAAUUUUACAAUAAAGUGAUAGAUAUUUUGGCAUUUGACAAAUCAGUGAGUAUUGUGAAACUGGCGCGUUUUUAAUAAAAAAAAAAAUGAAAAAGACGACAGGCUGUCGAUCUGAUGUAUUUGUCGAUGCAAGAAUAAACAUGAACGUGAGAUAGAAAUUAUUACUUGUGCUUUUCAUUCCUUAUAACUGAAGAAUUCUCAACGUGACUUUUUCAUCAUCGUAAAUUGAUGACUGGUGAGUUCAUUUGGUGACAUCGAAUCGAUUUAAGGCGAUGUGAAAUUCCAUUGCGAGGAAAAUAUAAUCAUGAUAUGAUCAUUUCAAGAUCAAAAACAAUGUUUUAAGUUUUGAAUUCAGUUCAAAUUUGACUUUUGUCGUCAGUGCGACCAGUCUAGUAGUGUGUUACAGUUAGAGUUAUUAACUUUGUUUUUUGCUAACUGCUCGAAAGUACUUCGUGCUUAAAGGGAAAAAAGGGGAAAAUGAGCAUUGAGUUCCCACUACAGAUAACAUUUUGUUGCGUAUUUAGGCGAGACCUGCCGUGAAUAAAUUGUUUUCGAUCGGGGAACCUGCCGUAAAUGAUUCGUUUUACGGGGGCGAACGCCAGAGACCAUGUGCAAAAACAACGCUGCAUGAAUUUGUUUGUUACUACCUUAUGAUACCAGCUUUUCCUUCGAUUACAUUACGAAAAAAAUUAAUUAAAGAUCACAAGGCCUUUUUCUGUUGCAAUUACUGUUCUCUUUGGAAAUAGGAGUGAAAAGGAUCUUCUCGAUAUUACUUCGAUAGAGUUCGAGUGAAAAAAACUUAUUAUAACGGAAAAUAUUUGGGUAACUUUUCUAACGCAUAAGCAGUUAUCAAAAUUAAAACCCAGGCAUGACAAAUAUCGUUCUUCUGACGGACGGUCUGACCUAUUAUUUUUAUUUUAUUUUAUUUUUUGGUUUUUUUUUCGGUUUUUUGUUAUUUUAAAGGAGUCAUUAAAAAGUUAUUUUUUCAAAUACAGAAAAGAAAAAAAAAUUUCUAGCUUCAUUUGAAUGCUGCGGAAAUUCAUUAUUAUUUUAACCUGCUCAAUUUAAUAAAAUGUUCUUAGAUAGCUAUUGUUAUCAAAGUUAUAUUUCGCUGUUUAUUUUUGAAGGUUAAAAAAUAGUAGAAUUACCCUCGUCAUGUUUCUGCCGGAAUCAACCCGACUGCCCCAGUUUUAGAGACGACUGCAACGAUUCCACGAUCGAAAAGACAAACACAAUCUGAAACCAGACGAGUUCGGUUUCGUUACCAGAAAUCAAUGUCUUUAUGCGUUUUUUUUGUCAUGAUCAUUCACGUCAAAGACAGCCGAAGACAGUCGAAGACAGCCGAAGACAGUCGAAAAUACUCAUAGUAGCGAAGCCUUUCGAAAACGAUUUCAAAAUUAAGGUCGCAUUUAGACGAUACAUUGUCUUUAAAAGGGUCCGUUUUUUGAGUAGAAAAUUGAAAACUGAGGCUUUUGAAAACGUUGACGAGAGGUGCAUCACAUACUGCCGCUUUGAUCAUUGAUUUCGAGUUUUUCGAUGGUGGGGAAAGUUUCGGAUGUUACUAAAGGCAGGAAUGUGGAAUGUGGAAUGUAGAGUGUGGAAUGGAAAAUGAAGAAUGGGAAAUAUAGAAUGAGGAACUGGGAAUGCGGAAUGGAGAGUGGAAAAAAGAGUGGGGAAUGGAGAAAAGGAAGAGGUAAAUGGAGAAUGAAGAAAAAGGAAUAUGGAAUGAGGAAUGGAGAGUGGAGAGCAGAUUAUCAAAAGUGGAAAAUGUCGAGUGGAGAAUGAAGAAUGGAGAAUGAGAAAAGGAAAAUGAAAAAUUGAAAAACGGAAAAUGGAGGGUGGAGAAUGGAGAAUGGAGAAUGGGAGAAUAAAAUGGGAAAUUGAAAAUGGGAAAUUAAUGUUUUUUUUUAGAUUUUAUGUUUAUAACGCCGAUUAGCCUGCGAGCAUAAUUUCAUUAGCACGGUGACAUCAUCAGCGAGGCCCGCGAUUUUCGAGACGGCGAGGGAUGCGAGCGUGCGAGAGGUCUGUAAAGGUUCUCUUGCCAGGCCUUCUACACCGUCAGUCGCACAAUCACUUCUUAUCCCCUCACGAAUCUCUGGCUCUUAACCACCAGCGUCGACGGUGCAGCCAGUGAGAGGCUUCUCGUCGCUACGAGACCAAAACAACACAUGAUUGAUCGGCUAUAAUAGCUUUUCUCUUUAAAGUGGAUUACAAUCUAACAAAGCAUUAGCAUUUAAGAGAUAAUUUUGAAUACGCUUGUGCGCAGACUCGUAUCUUAGCCCAUUUAGCGCAUGGAGAAUGAUUUGACAUUUUCCUAAACAAGUCAAGAAAAGCUUGAAGUAUGUUUUUCGUGUUGUGCAUAAUUUUUGAGAACUAGCGUAUGGUUAGUCUGGAACGCAGACUAUGUUUAAGGUUAAUCGGCGUUUCAGUAAUGUCGAGGUCACAACACUGGAUAACAGAGUUUUAGAUAAAACAAAUAUUUUCCGUUACAUGAUUGGUUGAGUUAGCUAAAUCCAUGUUGAUAAAGGAUAAUUAGCAGCUAAUACAAAGGAAAGCUAAAAAUAAACUCCCAAGGCUCCAUUGUUUUAAGCCGAUUUCUGCCAAAUAGUUUCUCUCCUCUCUCACAUCUGACGAACAAAAUGGAUAUCACAACGUUGCUCCGAGAUCUUCGCGAAGAAGUGUCAUGUCCUGUUUGUACUAACAUCUACACGGAUCCAAAACAGCUCCAAUGUUUACACAGUUUCUGCCUGCAGUGCUUGAAGCAGUGGCACAGAACCAGCCAUGGCGGAGACACAAUAAGAUGUCCGAAAUGCCAAGCUCUCAACAAAGUGCCGGAAAGUGGCGAUAUGAAAGAUCUACCAACCAGUUUUUACCUGAACGGCCUGAUUGAUGUGUUAGCCAUUAAAGAAUGUAAAAACAGUCAAGUACCGUGUGGAAAUUGCAACAAGAAAAGCUCUGAGACAUUUUAUUGUUUCCAAUGUUGCACAUUUUUUUGCCAAGAAUGCGUCAUUGGACACAACAUCAUGCGAAGUAACAAAGAUCACCGCGUUCUGGCGCUCAAGGAUUUUCAAGAGAGGGACUUUGAGGAUGUAAUGAAACGACCCAUGUACUGCUCGAAGCAGCGGCACGAGAAAGAGGAACUGAAAUACUUCUGCACGAAUUGUACUACGGCAGCUUGCCAAAGCUGUGUCUUAAUAUCUCAUGUGGGUCACGCCAUAGUGCACCUCGACGAAGAAGCUGAAAAACAAAAGAUCCAAAUGAAAUCACUGAUAGAAACAAAGAAGAGUGAUUUACAAGCAAGAAUAAACAUUGUACGACAACUCGACGAGGACUACGAAAAAAUGAUACAAAGAGAAGAAGACUUAAAGCGAGAAAUACAGGAGUUUGUGGACAAUUUGUUUGCAACUGUUGAAGCGAAGAAACAAGCAAUAUACGAAGCAGUAGAGAGAGAGACGAGAAAAUCGCUCGAAAUUAUUGCAGGACGAAAAACGGAGAUCGAACGUCAAAUUGACUUAAUCGAAUCAUCGUUGGAGAAAGCUGAUAAACUGAUGAUACGAAGUACAAACGCCGAAGUCGUGCGACUGAUGAAAUCAUUAGAGACAAUAUUUCAGCGAAAUGAUCAAAACCAACUAGUGGACCUCGACCUGAAAAAGCCUCCUUCUUCAGCUUUUGUGGAGAAUCAAAAGCUGUUAAACACUAUUGAAGCCGAAGAAAUUGGAUCUUUGCGAGUGGUACACGACACAAAAGCAAGCCAGUCGUCCGUUGCUGAAGGAAAAGGACUUGAAGAAGGGAUUGUUAACCAUAUAGCGCAGUUUACUUUGACUGCAAGAGACGCGGAAGGAAGAUAUUGUCACAAUGAAGAUGAUCACGUAACGAUGGAGAUCAUGGACGAACAAGGACGAGAAUGCAUGACGGAAGUGCAAAUAGAGGACAAUAAAAAUGGACUCUAUCAGAUCAGCUGUUCUCCCAGAGGAAGGUUUAAAGUAACAGUAAAGGUAAACGGACAACAUGUUCAAAACAGCCCUUUUACUCUAAUAGGAAAACGAUACCAGUUCAGAGCUGUGUCGUCUUUCGGCGAAGAAGGUUCUUCUGUGGGAUUGUUUAGUUUUCCAUGGGGGAUAGCAGUGAAUGCCAGGGAUGAAAUAGCUGUAACUGAUUUUAACAACCACAGAGUACAAAUUUUUAACAAGAAUGGUAAUUACUUGAGAUCAUUCGGUAGGGAAGGUGACAAGGCGGGAGAAUUUAAAUAUCCGACUGGGUUAGCAUUUCAUGAUAAUGGGAAUAUUCUUGUGGUAGACCAGUGGAACCACAGAAUCCAGAUUUUUAGUGGGGAGGGUCAGUACGUGGGCAGUUUUGGUGGAAAAGGAAACCUCGAUAGUCAGCUCAAUUUUCCUCGAGGUUUAUCGGUAGACAGUGAUGGAAACAUUAUUGUUGCUGAUACAGAUAACAAAGUGAUUAAGAUCUUUUCUCCUGAUGGCACAUUUCUAAUGAAGAUAGGUGGACAGGGGGCUUUUACUUUUCCUGUCCACUGUGUCCAGUACGGUACAUACCUCAUAGUGUCAGACCAAAAUGAGCAUUGUAUUAAAGUUUAUGACAGGAAUGGGAACUUUCAGUACAAGUUUGGAGAGCACGGUGAAGGGGACGGGGAGUUUAAUCGUCCCAAAUGUUUGUCUAUGAACAAGACAGGACUCCUGAUGGUAUGUGACUCAUAUAAUUAUAGAAUACAAGUAUUUGAACUAAAUGGAAAGUUUCUCAGUAAUUUUGGAACUAGAGGUGGUAAUUUAGGCGAACUCAGUUGUCCAAUGUCUCUGGCGGUUCUUGCUUCAGGGGAAAUUGUUGUCGCUGAUAUGGUCAACAAUCGUAUUCAGAUAUUUGAGUAA
This is a messenger RNA of Pocillopora meandrina, 11197 nucleotides long. Lineage: Eukaryota; Metazoa; Cnidaria; Anthozoa; Scleractinia; Pocilloporidae. The record is from the annotation of a GenBank genome assembly.